Molecule: messenger RNA, 1119 nt
Organism: Tetranychus urticae (two-spotted spider mite)
Lineage: Eukaryota; Metazoa; Arthropoda; Arachnida; Trombidiformes; Tetranychidae
Source: RefSeq, a predicted model, not a curated record
UCAUGUUGAUCACAGCAAGAUGAUGAUGAUGAUCAAAUGCGCAGUGAAUAAGGUCAACGGCAAGAGGUUGAAGAAGCGCAAGAAACGCACAGUUGAUAUUGGUUUCUGGUUAACUUGGAGUUUAUCAUUUAUAGCUGGGAGUGAAAUAAUCCGGAACUGGGAGGAGUUCAUCAUUAAUAUAUCAUUUCAUUUAACUAAUUCAUUUAUAGGCAACCGUUUGCUAUCUUAGGUUAUCAUCUUAUUGGCAGCAUUUCAGGAAAGUUGAUCAGUUUUUUGUUUGCAUCGCAACUGUUCAUUUUGUCACUUGAAACAACUUUCAUUCCAGAUUCUUGACCAUUUCAAGUGACGGAAAAGUAAAGGAAAUUUGUCUCCAAAAUGAUGGUUCAACAGUCAAAAGGAUUGAUUUUCACGACAACAAUUAUUGUUAUGAUAACUCUUAUUAAAUUUGUAUCAACAAGUGGUAAUAACAACAAUCAAGCCAACAAUCUGGAAUCAAACGAUUUCCAAGCCGUUAUUCAGCGACCUUACCUUGAUCAUGAUAAUAGGUUGACUCGUUAUCUAAUUGAUCGAUUUGCUCCAUUCAUUAUUGCCCGAACUGCUCCAAUUGAUGAAUCGUCAUUUGGUUUGGCUGAUUUAGUGCGUAAAGAGAAUCGAUUCAAGAAAAUGUUUCUCAAUUAUGAUGACAUGAUUCCAAUAUCAAGUGAUCAUUACAACAAGAAGGAUAAUUCAGUCUAUAAAGAUGCAUUUGUUGGAGUCAGAGGAUAAAUACAAUUUAAAAUCAAGGGUCAAAUUAACGAUGAAAAAGGAUCCAAAAGUGUCACCAAUGUAAAAUUAUAAUGUCAACAUUUCCAGAUGUAAGCACAAACCAAAAGGAGAGGAAAGUCUAAGAGCAACCAAAAUUUGUUCUUUCACCAAUUCUUGUAUCAUUCAAUUAUCUUUUAAUUAGACAACUAUAUAAUAAUAUUUAACAAGUUAAUUUGUCAAUCUUUGAUCUCAUCAAAUAAAACACAAUUGAUUAAGACUCUUAAACUGUUGAAUUAACCAUCUUUUAAAAUGUUACUUUAAGAUUGUAUAAUGUUUAUUGAAAUAAUGAAAUUAAAAAUAAAAGUCAACUUUUGA